AUGACUUCAAUUGGUACUGGAUACGAUCUGUCUAAUAGCGUCUUCUCACCAGAUGGCAGGAACUUUCAAGUUGAGUAUGCAGUAAAAGCCACCGAGAAUGGGGCGAGUUCCGUUGCCAUCAAAUUUAAAGACGGUGUCGUGUUUGCGGUAGAGAAGUUGAUUACCAGUAAACUACUAGUGCCAGGUAAGAACAGGAAGAUCCAAACCAUAGAUCGUCAUAUCGGCUGCGCAUACUCUGGAUUGAUGCCGGACGGCAGACACCUCGUGAACAGAGGACGUGAAGAGGCGCAAAAUUUCAGGAAAACGUAUGCGACCCCAAUCCCAUUGCCGGCUCUAGCGGACAGACUGGGUCAGUAUGUCCAAGCUCAUACUCUAUACAACAGUGUUAGACCAUUUGGUAUCACGGCCAUAAUUGGGGGCGUCGACGAUGAUGGGGUCCAUUUGUACAUGCUAGAGCCUAGCGGUCUAUAUUGGGGCUACACGGGCGCGGCUACAGGAAAGGGAAGACAGUCGGCCAAAGCAGAACUUGAGAAGGUGCUGACUUCGAAACCCGAUCUUGACGGCAGAGAAGCGAUUAAAGAAGCCGCCAGAAUAAUUCACCUGGCUCACGAGGACAACAAAGAAAAAGAUUUUGAGUUAGAAAUGAGUUGGUGUUCGGUUUCCGAAACGAACGGGCUUCAUAAAGCGGUGCCCAAGGAUCUUCUUGACGAGGCACUUGCUUUGGCCAAACAAGAAAGUGGCGACAGCGAUGAAAGUGAUCAGUCUAGCGAUGAUAGCGACAACGAAAAUGAAAACGACAACAGUAACGAAAAGAAAGAUGCUGAAGGUGACGUUCAACUAGAAUAG
This is a messenger RNA of Lachancea dasiensis, 846 nucleotides long. Lineage: Eukaryota; Fungi; Ascomycota; Saccharomycetes; Saccharomycetales; Saccharomycetaceae. The record is from the annotation of a GenBank genome assembly.